GGAGAGAGGCGCGCGGAGACUCGGCCCCCUCGGCGCUCGCUCGCUCGCUCGCUCGCUGGCUCCCCGCCUCCCGCACUCCGCUGGCUCCCACCCCUUCCCGGCGUGAUUGAUCCGUCACGGGCGCCGCCGCCGCCGCGGCCGUUCUGAGCGAGCAGAAGCCGGAGCCGAGCCGGGGCCCGUGCCGGCGCCAUUGCGCGGGAGCCGCGGGCAGAGCUCGGCGCCGGGCGGCGGGCCGGGCCAGGCCAUGCGGGCCGAGUGAGCUGGCGCCCGCAGCCCGCGGCGCGGCAUGGCUUCCCCGCCGAGCUCCGGGCAGUCCCGGUCGCCGCCGCCGCCGCCGCCCGCGCGCCUGCUGCUGCCCCUGCUCCUGUCGUUGCUGCUGUCGUUGGCGCCCGGGGCCUGGGGCUGGGCGCGGGGCGCCCCCCGGCCGCCGCCCAGCAGCCCGCCGCUCUCCAUCAUGGGCCUCAUGCCGCUCACCAAGGAGGUGGCCAAGGGCAGCAUCGGGCGCGGCGUGCUCCCCGCCGUGGAGCUAGCCAUCGAGCAGAUCCGCAACGAGUCACUCCUGCGCCCCUACUUCCUGGACCUGCGACUCUAUGACACCGAGUGUGACAAUGCAAAGGGACUGAAAGCCUUCUAUGACGCAAUAAAGUAUGGGCCGAACCAUUUGAUGGUGUUUGGAGGCGUCUGUCCGUCUGUCACAUCUAUCAUCGCGGAGUCCCUCCAAGGCUGGAAUCUGGUGCAGCUUUCCUUCGCCGCCACCACACCUGUUCUUGCGGAUAAGAAGAAGUACCCAUAUUUCUUCCGGACGGUGCCCUCAGACAAUGCCGUGAACCCGGCCAUCCUGAAGCUUCUGAAGCACUUCCGCUGGCGGCGCGUGGGCACACUCACGCAGGACGUGCAGCGCUUCUCCGAGGUGAGGAAUGACCUUACUGGGGUUCUAUACGGGGAAGACAUCGAGAUCUCAGACACGGAGAGCUUCUCCAAUGAUCCCUGCACCAGCGUCAAAAAGCUCAAGGGGAACGACGUGCGAAUCAUCCUUGGCCAGUUUGACCAGAAUAUGGCAGCGAAAGUCUUCUGUUGUGCCUUCGAGGAGAGCAUGUUUGGCAGCAAGUACCAGUGGAUCAUCCCAGGCUGGUAUGAGCCUGCGUGGUGGGAGCAGGUUCAUGUGGAAGCCAAUUCCUCACGCUGCCUGCGCAGGAGCCUCCUGGCUGCCAUGGAAGGCUACAUCGGAGUGGACUUCGAGCCCCUGAGCUCCAAACAAAUCAAGACCAUCUCAGGGAAGACUCCACAGCAAUACGAAAGAGAAUACAACAGCAAGCGUUCCGGUGUGGGGCCCAGCAAGUUCCACGGGUACGCCUAUGACGGCAUCUGGGUCAUCGCCAAGACCCUGCAGAGGGCCAUGGAGACACUGCAUGCCAGUAGCAGACACCAGCGGAUCCAGGACUUUAACUACACAGACCACACGCUGGGCAGAAUCAUCCUCAACGCCAUGAACGAAACCAACUUCUUCGGGGUCACGGGUCAAGUUGUGUUCCGGAACGGGGAGAGAAUGGGAACCAUUAAAUUUACUCAAUUUCAAGACAGCAGAGAGGUCAAGGUCGGCGAGUACAACGCAGUAGCUGACACACUGGAGAUCAUCAAUGACACCAUAAGGUUCCAGGGGUCGGAGCCACCCAAGGACAAGACCAUCAUUCUGGAGCAGCUUCGGAAGAUCUCACUUCCACUGUAUAGCAUCCUGUCAGCUCUCACCAUCCUUGGUAUGAUCAUGGCCAGCGCCUUCCUCUUCUUCAACAUCAAGAACCGGAACCAAAAGCUGAUCAAGAUGUCAAGCCCGUACAUGAACAACCUCAUUAUCCUGGGCGGGAUGCUGUCCUAUGCGUCCAUCUUCCUCUUUGGCCUCGAUGGAUCCUUCGUCUCGGAAAAGACCUUUGAAACGCUCUGCACGGUCCGGACCUGGAUUCUCACCGUGGGCUACACAACCGCCUUUGGGGCCAUGUUUGCAAAGACCUGGAGGGUCCAUGCCAUCUUCAAAAAUGUGAAGAUGAAGAAGAAGAUCAUCAAAGACCAGAAGCUGCUUGUGAUUGUGGGGGGCAUGCUGCUGAUCGACCUGUGCAUCCUGAUCUGUUGGCAGGCUGUGGACCCCCUGCGGAGGACAGUGGAGAGAUACAGCAUGGAGCCGGACCCAGCAGGCCGGGACAUCUCCAUCCGCCCACUGCUGGAACACUGCGAAAACACCCACAUGACCAUCUGGCUCGGCAUUGUCUACGCCUACAAGGGGCUCCUCAUGCUGUUCGGUUGUUUCUUAGCGUGGGAAACCCGCAACGUGAGCAUCCCUGCCCUCAACGACAGCAAGUACAUUGGGAUGAGCGUGUACAACGUGGGGAUUAUGUGCAUCAUCGGGGCUGCCGUCUCCUUCCUGACGCGUGACCAGCCCAACGUGCAGUUCUGCAUCGUGGCCUUGGUCAUCAUCUUCUGCAGCACCAUCACUCUCUGCCUGGUGUUCGUGCCAAAGCUCAUCACUCUGAGGACAAACCCUGAUGCAGCCACUCAGAACAGGCGAUUCCAGUUCACACAGAACCAGAAGAAAGAAGAUUCAAAGACCUCCACUUCAGUCACCAGCGUGAACCAGGCGAGCACAUCACGUCUGGAGGGACUGCAGUCAGAAAACCACCGUCUACGAAUGAAGAUCACAGAGCUGGACAAAGACUUGGAAGAAGUCACCAUGCAGCUACAAGACACACCAGAGAAGACCACAUACAUCAAACAGAAUCACUACCAAGAGCUCAAUGACAUCCUCAGCCUGGGCAACUUCACAGAGAGCACAGAUGGAGGAAAGGCCAUUCUAAAAAAUCACCUCGAUCAAAACCCCCAGCUCCAGUGGAACACAACAGAGCCCUCGAGAACAUGUAAAGACCCCAUAGAAGACAUCAACUCCCCAGAGCACAUCCAGCGCCGGCUGUCUCUCCAGCUCCCCAUCCUCCAUCACGCCUACCUCCCAUCCAUUGGAGGCGUGGACGCCAGCUGCGUCAGCCCCUGUGUCAGCCCUACCGCCAGCCCUCGCCACAGACAUGUACCACCCUCCUUCCGAGUCAUGGUCUCGGGCCUGUAGGAGUGGGAGGUCUGGGGCCGGGGCCUCCCCGGGACAGCAUCACGCUGGGCCAAGGCGCCUGCCACUGGCACACUGACAAGAAGCUGGGCACCAUGCUGCCUCUCCGGACUGCUGGAAUGGCGCUCAGGCAGACAGGGACUCGGCACCGACCUCGAGCCUUAUCUGUGACGGUCUUAUUCUCACGAGGGAGAAGAAUGACAAUGACUUCUCCUUGGCGUCUGCAAACAAAGAGGAGUUGGGAUGUCUGAAACUUGCAAAAAACAAAUCAAACUCCAGACAAAGGAGAGAGGCCUCAGACUCCAGCUAUCUUCGCCAAGCGGCCAGAGCAAGGGCUCUGCAGAAAUGGCCCUCUGCACUCUGCACACACGUCAUCGGUGGUGCCCGCCCCCACACACCAGCCCUUCUCCACUCUGGGGGAGAAGGUGAGCAGGGCCACCAGGUCCCCAGCAGCUGGCCCAGCCCACUUCAGCCUCCCUGGAACAGGGAGUCAGCAGGAAGGGCAGACAGGCACAGCCCUGGGGCUGGGGGACCACAGCAGGCAGCUGCGCAUGCUCCCAGGGGACAUCCAACAGAAGAGAGAUGUUUGUUACUCUCUAAUAAAUGCCACACAUUAACACAAUAACACCCAUUCUGGGGACUGUGGGGAUUCAGGGCACCACACUGCAGACAUGCUCUGCAGGAUGCAACUGACAGUCUGUCAUGCACCCACCGUGUCGGCCAUGUCCUUGUGUUCAAAUUUGUGUUCCCGGUAAUAAGGGGAACCACCUGAGCUAAUCAUGGAAUGUCUGCUCCCAGAAAACACGAUAAAGAAAGAUUGUGCACUUUAACCUCUCCCAUGGGGGCCCAAGGGCUGCUGGGAUUCCCCCCUCCUCCACUGACUUUGUUUUUUGACCAAAGUGAAUCAGGGGCAUUCUGCUAAAAGUCAUCUCUGUGUUCCUGAGUUAGAGCUGCUGACCCAGGUCUCCCUUCCAGAAGGUAGCCCUCCAGUGCCCCUCCAGCCCCAACCUGUGAGUGCCCACCUAGGGUGUCACUGAGGUGGUCAGUCAGCAGGCUGGUUCUCAUCCAUCACGACAUACUUCCCUUGUAAUUGAACCCCAAAGAGCACCGGCCUGGGAGUCAGACCUGGAUUUGAGUCCUCAGUCCCCUCAGACUCUCUCCGUGACCUUGGGCAAGUCACCAGUGUCUCUCUGAGCCUCAGUUUCCCCUCUGUAACAGACUGGGGUUGAAAUAACACCCAUCCUGCCUACCUCACAGGGUCACUCUGAGGAUGGACACUUGAUCUCAUCCAUCCAGGAAAGCGUUGCACUGUGAAGCAGCUCUGACCUGUGAGGUAUUAGUAUGGCCAUGACCUUCAGCGCUCCCACAAGGUGGGGGUGUGGUGCGGCCCAGAGAAACUUCCUGCAAGGCCUCUACCUAGGAACAGAUCUGACAUUCCUUGAUAGGUUCAUUCUUCACUAAAGGCCUGAAGGGCACCGUCCAGGGGCGUCUGCACAAAUAAGUGGUUUGCUCACUCCCUAAAGAAAUCCUAAAGGCAGCUUCAACAGGCAGGCAAUAAUCUCUUCCCAGACCACUGCAGUCAGGAACACACUGCUGUCAACCACCAGGCUGUGACAAAAGGGCCCACGUGAAUCACCAUCGCCAACAUUUCAAAACACCCCAGUUUAUGUCACAUAGCUAUCCCCUCCCUUCCCUCAAAGAGAGGUUACGGAGGUUCUGUAGCUUUUAUAGGGGGAAAAAUGUCAACGCAUCACAGGUCAAGUUGAUGUCCUUCUCUGUUUAGGCACCAAAACUCCGUGUCGUCACUCACUGUGUGUGUUAACCAGUAUUCCUUGCUUUUUCGACUUCACCAAAACCAAAUUUCAUUUAAAAGACCGCGUUAAUUUUUUUUUCAAAGGGAAAGAGAUAAUUAACUGUACAUAAUGUAUACAGACAAAAAAAACCUGUAGAAAUAUUACUCCAGCAUAGCAGGAAAAAAAACAAAAAACAAAAAACAAAAGUAUUGGAUUGUCAGAGGUGAGCCUGCGUCUGUAAUCCCUUGUGACUCCGAACUGUGCUCUGUCUUCUAGGUUAACCCACAAGAUACAUCUCUGUCUACUGAUCCUGUAGGUUCACUCACAUUUUUUUUUAAUUUCUCUGCAAUUAACAAGCCCCACAAAGUGAUUCUGGCUAUCUACUGGUUCUGUUCUUUUAUACGCAGCAAACACACGGUCCAUUUCCUAGAGGCUUCCUUCCGCCCAAGGGCAUCUUCCAGUGACGCUAGUGCACACACACACACACACACACACACGCACACACGCACACACGCACACACGCACACACGCACACACGACUGCUUUCAAUUAGACCGGAACUGGCAGAAUCAAAUGUAAAUGAGGAGUUUCUCUCGCCCCACUGCAUGGUAUCGAUUUUUAAUAAAUUGUUGCAAAUUUGUUUUUAUGAAUAAAAGGGGAAAAUA
This is a messenger RNA of Grammomys surdaster, 5561 nucleotides long. RefSeq names its product gamma-aminobutyric acid type B receptor subunit 2 (gene Gabbr2). Gene Ontology annotation, molecular function: G protein-coupled GABA receptor activity. The record is from RefSeq and is a predicted model, not a curated record. The transcript has 19 exons. Lineage: Eukaryota; Metazoa; Chordata; Mammalia; Rodentia; Muridae. Bases 287 to 3106 code for a protein of 939 amino acids. Gene Ontology annotation, biological process: G protein-coupled receptor signaling pathway; gamma-aminobutyric acid signaling pathway. Gene Ontology annotation, cellular component: G protein-coupled receptor heterodimeric complex; membrane.